AUGCAGCACAACGGCCAUCCCCUUAGCAGCCGGUCACCGCCUGCAGCCAACACCAAGUCGAUCCAGCAGCAGAACUCAACCCAGAGCCAUGACCAGAGCCAUGACCAGAGCCAGAAUGAGCAGGACUCUGACGACGGUAACCAGCUGCAGAGCGCCGACGAGAACGACCUUGACCAGGACGAUCAGGAUGUCACCCGUCUUGGGAAGCGCAAGAGACCCAUAUCUGUUUCUCGCAACGGUGCCUUAUGCGAAUACAAGGAACGCAAAAAGCCCGGUCUCCGUGCCGGCUACGGACGCGAGCUGGAGCAGCGUCUGGAUAAGCUUGAGGAAAUCCUCAGGGCCCAUGCCGAGAUCCUCCAGGCCACCUUGACCUCCAACCAACACCACGCCACGGCACCAAGCAUACGGAAUAGCAACCCGAGCCUGCCAAGUGACCACGGCACACCGCGCGAAGCCAAUGCCUUGUUCCGGCCGUCCGAAUCCAUUCGGACCCCCCAGGCCGAGACGGCUCUAUUCCUUCAAAAGCCGUCAUCCUAUCCCUCAACCACGCAGUCCUUGGAGUUUGGGAUGCCGCCGCCGACCCCAUCGAUGCACGAAUUCCAGGGACAAAUGCCCAUGACCAGCAUGUCCGCGCCAACUAGCCACGUCUCUGCCAUGUCCCACCCUAGCAGCGCGGCCCAGGAAUACUAUGGCACAAAUCAAACGCAGCUUCAUUCUCCCGACGUGGCCAUGGCGCAAAGCCAGGCCUCAACUGCACCCGAUCAGGAGCUACCGCCAUAUGACCUACUCUACGCUUUGGUCGACCUGUACUUCAAGCAUAUCAACACCUGGUGUCCCAUCCUUCACAGGAAGACGACGCUAGACUCCUUGUUUGGGCCUUCGACCUUGGAGGAGUGUGAUCGCAUCCUUCUGCAUGCCAUCGUAGCCACGACGCUUCGGUACUCGACCGAUUCGAGGCUUACCGACGAGAGCAGGCAACAUUAUCACUCAAUCUCCAAACAAAGAGUCUUACUCUACGGCAUGGAAAACUCUUCAGUCAAAGCCCUGCAAGCCUUGGUAAUACUUGCUCUGGAUCUGGUCGGCAACAGCAACGGCCCUCCUGGAUGGAACAUCAUGGCCUUGAUCACGAGAUCGGUUGUGCAACUCGGGCUGGCCGUGGAGAGUACCUCCUUCUCGGUCUCGCCCAAUUUCACCUCCAUCUACACCCUCAGGGCCAUGAUCCUACCAGAACCCAAGGAUUUUAUCGAGGAGGAAGCCAGAAGGAGGCUUUUUUGGAUGAUUUAUCUCCUGGAUCGGUACGCCACGCUGGCCACGGCUUUCGAAUUCGCACUGGAUGACAAGGAAGUCGACCGAACUCUACCAUGUCGGGAUGAUCUAUGGAUCAAGAACCAAAAGGUCGAGACACGGUGGUUCCGAACCCACGACCACCCGGAGGACACGAAUCCCGAGUACGACAUCAACAAGCCAGAGAACCUAGGAGCUUUCUCGUACUACAUAGAGAUCCUAGCAAUACUGUCCAAGAUCCACAAGUUCCUAAAGCAGCCUGUUGACAUCAGCGCUUUGAGCGACGUGGAGCAAUGGCAGAUGCGGUACAAGGAGCUGGACAACAUGCUUACUUCAUGGAAGUUCGGUCUCCCUGGUGAAUAUGGUAACAUGGCAAAGCUAUUUCAACCCGGCAACAAGACACUCAACUGCGGGUGGGUGAUGCUGCAUGCCACCUAUCACACAGCCGUCAUUCGACUGCACUCCUCAGCCGCGUAUCCCACAACUCGGUCGCCAAUUUUCACUCCUUCCUACAGCGCUUCGCAGCGCUGUCACGGCGCGGUCGAGAACAUCGCAGCGCUGGGUGAGUUCGUCGUCAACAGCGGUCUCUUGGCAAAGCUGGGCCCCCCUUUCGCCUUCACUCUCUGGGUGGCCUCACGUCUGCUGCUGGUCCAUGGUUCUACCGUGGAGCACAAGCUAUCCCCUCAGAUCCAAUUCUUCGUGGAGACGUUGCGGGAAAUGGGUCGCUACUGGCCGGUGGCAGCGCGCUACUGUGUUCUUCUACAACGUGUUCUCGACGAGCAUCGCGAUAGUGAGCGGCAAGGAGAUGGUGUCACGCCCAGUUCGGUCAAGAUAUUGGCCGACAUGCGGCGUACGGCGUUUGACCUCGACUUUCUCAUCUCUCGACAACCCCGUGCAAAUGGUAUGCCUAACCAUAGUCGGCUUCCAAGCGUUACGCCGGCGAGAACGCCGGCACCAAAUGAGCUCGAAUACCUGGACGUGUUUGAUUUCUUCAACGUGCCGCGGUUGCCCGUGGGCAAUGAGAACAUUGUCGGUAUCCAGCAGCAUACCAUGAGCAAUUCCAACGGGCAAAAUGGAGUCUCGUCGGGGAUGGAUGGCAACAGCGAGAACGGCAGCUCACAUGCCCCGGCUCCGCAAGGCAACGAGUUCAACAUCACAAACUUUAUGGUUGACGCCAAUAGCGACUGGCUGUUCAAGCAGGAGGGUGCUAAGUUUCUUUCAUGA
This is a messenger RNA of Colletotrichum higginsianum IMI 349063, 2508 nucleotides long. Its product is annotated as Fungal specific transcription factor. The record is from RefSeq and is a predicted model, not a curated record. Gene Ontology annotation, cellular component: nucleus. Gene Ontology annotation, biological process: DNA-templated transcription. Bases 1 to 2508 code for a protein of 835 amino acids. NCBI's taxonomy places the organism in Eukaryota, Fungi, Ascomycota, Sordariomycetes, Glomerellales, Glomerellaceae. Gene Ontology annotation, molecular function: DNA binding; zinc ion binding. The transcript has 2 exons.